This is a messenger RNA of Hyaloscypha bicolor E, 1002 nucleotides long. Its product is annotated as Aldo/keto reductase. The transcript has 3 exons. Bases 1 to 1002 code for a protein of 333 amino acids. NCBI's taxonomy places the organism in Eukaryota, Fungi, Ascomycota, Leotiomycetes, Helotiales, Hyaloscyphaceae. The record is from RefSeq and is a predicted model, not a curated record.
AUGGCUAAUCUCAUUUUCGGCGCUGGGGGUAUUGGCGAAGGACGCAUCUCUCACACAUGGACGACUACCGAGCAGACAGAGGAAUUGCUGAAAUCAUUGGACGAGUUGGGAUUGAAACAGCUUGAUUCAGCAGCCUCAUAUCCACCUGGCUCACCGUGGGUGACAGAAACAUUAUUGGGGCAGGCAAAGGCCGCAGGAAAGGGAUUCGUGAUCGAUUCGAAGAUCAUGCCUUACUCUCUUGCUCUUGGAUUUCGAGACCCGAAGGCUAAAUCAGGAGCAGAAAGUCUAUCGGAGGCGAACAUAGAUGCCAGUUUCAAGAAGACUUUUGAGCUGAUGGGGAUUGAGAAGGUGAAUAUCAUGUAUGCGCAUUGUUCGGAUCCGGAGACGCCUGCGGAGGAGAGUGCAAGGGCUUUCAAUAAACACUUACAGGCGGGGCAUUGUGAAAAGUUUGGAUUAUGCAACUACAGUUGCGAGGAAAUGAAACAGUGGCUGGAGAUAUGUGAUGACAAGGGUUAUGUCAAGCCUGCCUUCUAUCAGGGUCACUACAAUGCUAUUUGCAGACACCCUGAAAAGGACAUUUAUCCACUUCUAAGAAAGCAUGGCAUCAAGAUUAAUGCUUACGGUCCACUUGCAGGCGGUCUCCUCACAGGCAAAGUUUCUCUCGCAGCAGAUCCGGCAAAAGAUCUCCCCGGAGGACGCUGGGCACCUGGUGGGCAUCUCGGCUAUCCCAAAACUUUUGAUAAACCACCUGUCCAUGCCGCCAUGCGCAAAUUCCGCAAGGCGUGUAAAGAAAGGGGCAUGUGUAGUACGGAAGCCAGCUUGAGGUGGAUUGUGCAUCAUUCGGUGCUUGGAGAGGGAGACGGUAUCAUUCUUGGUUCCUCAAGGGUCGAUCAGUUGAGGGGGAAUGUGGAGAUGUGUGGGAAGGGCCCGUUGGAUGAAGAGUUGCUGGAGUUGGUCGAGGAGCUGUGGGAGACGGUCAAGGAUGAGACGUAUUGGGGUUGA